ACCGUUUUAAACGAAUAAAUUCCUGCGGUGUUCUUGCGGUGCAGUCGUGCGCCAGAACUCCACACGUUAUCCUUUGUUCGAUUGCUUUAACUUUCGUUUCGGAGUCGUAUCGUAUUAGCUGGCUCAUUAUCUAGAUAAGAAGGCGGACGUUUCCACCGUUCCGCAUUACUCAUUGCUAUAAUUAUUCGCUAAGUGAAAUCACAUUUACGAAUGACUUUGUGAAGAAAAGCGUUUGUAUAAGUGCAAAUACUAAGUAACAAUUUCUCAGUCUGUCGGUUAAAAGCGUUGUAACGAACAUCGCAUAGUUCGCGAUUCGGUUAACUGUUGAUGAGUCAGAGUGCGUUUUUAUCACGGUAGAAAGUGUUUUACGGGAUACCGUGGUCCGCUAAUAACAGGAACAAUGUUCAGUUGGCUGAAAAGAGAAACGAAAACAGAGGAGGUGGUGGAAAAUGUGUUGGGAGAACUGAAAAAAAUUUACCGCAGUAAAUUGUUGCCACUGGAAGAGCAUUACAAUUUCCAUGACUUCCACUCGCCGAAGCUGGAGGAUUCGGAUUUCGAUGCGAAACCGAUGAUCCUGUUGGUUGGCCAGUACUCCACUGGUAAAACCACCUUCAUCCGGUAUUUAUUGGAACGCGAUUUUCCUGGCAUUCGGAUCGGACCGGAACCGACGACGGAUCGCUUUAUUGCCGUCAUGUAUGACGACAAGGAGGGUAUGAUACCGGGCAAUGCGCUUGUAGUCGAUCCGAAAAAACAGUUCCGUCCGCUGGAAAAGUAUGGCAACGCUUUCCUUAACCGCUUCCAGUGUUCCCACGUACCGUCCCCGGUACUGCGGGCGAUAUCGAUCGUCGACACACCCGGUAUUUUGUCCGGCGAGAAACAACGUGUAGAUAGAGGCUACGAUUUCACGGGAGUCUUGGAAUGGUUUGCAGAACGUGUGGAUCGUAUUAUACUGUUGUUUGAUGCACACAAGCUGGACAUUUCGGACGAAUUUCGACGGUCGAUCGAAGCACUGCGAGGACAUGACGACAAGAUUCGGAUAGUGCUGAACAAGGCUGACAUGAUCGAUCAUCAACAGCUGAUGCGUGUAUACGGUGCUUUAAUGUGGUCCCUCGGCAAAGUACUGCAGACACCGGAGGUGGCCAGGGUGUAUAUCGGUUCUUUCUGGGAUCAACCGCUACGGUACGACGUGAACCGGAGGCUGUUCGAAGAUGAAGAGCAAGAUCUUUUCCGUGAUUUGCAAUCCCUUCCCCGCAAUGCAGCCUUGCGCAAACUGAACGAUCUCAUCAAGCGAGCUCGACUAGCCAAGGUCCAUGCGUACCUUGUCUCGGAGCUUCGAAAGGAAAUGCCGCCAAUUUUUGGCAAGGAUAGCAAGAAAAAGGAGCUGAUCAAAAAUCUUGGCAGCAUCUACGAUCGCGUUUGCCGCCAGCAUCAGGUGUCGAUUGGAGAUCUGCCGGACAUUAAGAAAAUGCAAGAAGUGCUCGCCAAUCAGGACUUUACCAAGUUCCAUUCGAUCAAAAUGCCACUAAUAGAAGUGGUGGAGCGCAUGCUGACCGUGGAUAUUGCGCGAUUAAUGAGCAUGAUACCGCAGGAAGAGAUGCAGUUGGUUUCGGAGCCACUUGUCAAAGGAGGCGCCUUCGACGUGGUGGAGGACGUGGUUUCACCGUUUGGAUACCGGAAGGGCGAAGGAAUCGAUGCCGGGUACGGUGAGGUGGAUUGGAUAUGCAAUCGUGAUCGUGCCCGAACGGAUCCCAUCUUCGAGUCACUUCAACCGACUGAUGGAAAGAUUUCCGGUGCCGCGGCCAAGUCGGAGCUGACCAAAUCGAAGUUACCGAACAACGUCCUGAGUAAAAUUUGGAAGCUCUCCGACUACGAUCAGGAUGGUUUCUUGGACAUCGAAGAGUUUGCCCUGGCGAUGCAUUUAAUCAACGUCAAAAUGGAUGGCAAUGAGUUACCGACAGCCUUGCCCCUUCACCUGGUACCACCGUCCAAGCGGCAAGUAGACUACGAUUAGGUGUACCGAGCAAAGCAAGGACUCGGGGGCACGGAUGUUGAGGCCGUACAGCGUUUCGCGUUUGUGGGUGUGUGUGUGUGUAUCAGCUAAACUUCCAGCAGCGCUAGAGAGAGCUCGAUUGUUAAUCUUGUUUCCUAUUUACUAUCUUGCCCGGCCGACUGGCUUCAAAUAUUGCUUGCGCGUUGGAUCGACCCAUCACCUCUGACAUUCGUUCGAGAGUUUAUUCACGCUUUGUGUAUCAUCUUUUGCUUAUCGUUUGUUCGACCUCUUCUUUUUUUCUGAUGGGUUUUUGUCGUGUUGCCGUACGUUCCGAUCCUGUGUCAGGCGACCAAUCAAUCCUCAAACUUUCGCUUCCCUGGGGUUUAUGCGUUCAGUCACUCUUCCCGUUUUCUGUUAGCGGAAACGUUGAUGGAGCUGCCUGCGGCAACAGAGGAAGUUGGCGUUUUGUUUCGUUUCGCUUGUGACGAUCCAGUUCUUGGAAAACGAAGAUCAACUUCAACUAUGGUCCGAGUUUGUUAUGCUCCUCCUCCUGCCCUUCCCCCAUCGAAGUGAACAUCAAAUUUUCCUCCUUGAGACAAUGCCAAUGAGGAAAACAGAAGUCGGAAGACAAGCAUUUCGGUUUCAGCUGUAAUGAGCAAAAGCAAACUAGUCCAAGCAAGUUUACCGCAAACAAGCGGCAAGAAAAGAUCAAGGAGAAUUUCGUUGAGAGAAUUAUAAACAAAAAGCUACGUUUCCUCCAGGGCAGUAGGCUCGUUCUUUCGUGUUUAGGUGAUUAUUUAUUAUUUAUACACUUAGUUAGUGAAGUAAAUCAUUACGAAAUUUAGCAAAACAAGUGCAUGCAUACAUCCAGACACACACACACACACACACACACACACACACACACACACACGUGCAUAUAAAUGUAAUGCAAAAAUAGCUUUCGCGCAAAGUAAAACGAGCAGAAACGAAUAUUGCCGAACAUAACAUAUAGGAAUACAAUCAAUUAUAUGUAUUUUGAUUUAUUAUGCGCUUGUUGCAAAUGCUUUCAUUUAUAACGUGUUGAUUGUAUUGAGUUGAGGGGCGUUCAGUAAAACAGGUAUAGCUAGUUGAAAACAAAAAAUCAUGCAAUAUUAGCAGAAAGAAAUUUAUGUAGGUUCUAGUUGAAAACGGAAACCUGUUUGUUGAGAAGGUCAAUGGAAAAGACGAUCGCGAUGAGUUUUUGCUAUUUGAAAGAAUUUUGAACAAAUAAUAAUGUAUCUAAUCAUAUAGGAUGCAAUGACGAAUGAUUCGGGUCGUUAAUACGCAAUUUCAUGAUCAACCAACAAACGAAUAGGUAACAUGCAAAUGAAUGUUUUUGAACUUGUGGUUUUGCUUAGUGUUUUGUGUUAGUAACGGCUUUGUAUGUCUACAACACCUUCUUUAAAGGGUGCUUUAUUGAUUAGAUUUUUUGUCAUUUUAUCUUAUUUAAUCUGUAGCGAAAAUGGAUCCGAAUCAACUAGUUAAGAGUUGUUCAUAUGUCUGGCGAGAGCUGCAAGUGUUGCUCUUGUAUUUUCACUUUACCCUUUCGGUUGCUUCAUUUCAAUUGCAGUGCUUCUUCACUUGAGUGGGUCGUUGUAGCGAAAAGUGAAUUUGGUGGAAUGGCAUUUCAGAACGUUUCAAAGUUGUCGUCAAAGUGGUUGAGUUCCAGUGUUGACCUCAGUUGGUUGAAGGAACUAUAGAAAAAGAGAGAAACAGAGAAAUAGAGAGAGAGAAUGAAAAAAGAGCUUUUUACGUCCUUUUUCUUACAUCCAAAAUGCAUAAUUUAUGCGUGGCCAGUGUCCUUUGUCCAUUGCCAUGGUCCUGUGGUAAAGAAGGAAUAACAAUGAAAAUGUAUAAGGAUAGCUACUAUCUCUGAGCUGAAAAUAGUCUCGAACGGUUUCUUUCACUGCAUCGGUUACUUUGAAUUAUUUUGCCACAGCCUACUGGUCCACCAACCGUCAAAGCGUUGCAUAUUUGGAUCGUACUUGGCUUAAAAAGUAAAAUCGAUUGGAAUUGAAUAAUUUAUUACUCCAAUUAUACUUGGUUGUUUUGCAAUGCCCUAACUAACGGAUGGGCCGUUUCUCUGUUGCUAACCGUUGAAGAAAAGGUAGAUUAUUGCAUUUACAUUGCGGUUGUUACAUCUUUUGCUUUCUUGACUGAUGUUGAUAUCAUACGAAAAUUUCAUAAUAAUAGAGAACAGUAUGAAAGAACCAUGUUAUAAAUCAAAAAUCUUUCUGUUUUUUCUUAAUUUAACUACCUAACUAGCUUUUGCCUGCCAUGUAAUGGCUUUCUUUACUUAUUUUUGCCAAAUUGCCGGGCAGUUAGUGUUUGCUACUCUGCUCGCAGGCUUUCAAAUCCGACGCACGACCGUCGAUGUAUUAAACCAAUCGCCUUGGGCUUAUGACCGACAUAAGCACAUCCAAAUAGAGGGUUCGGAAGACUGUAAACAAGUUGCUAUCUGUUACCCGAAGGGUAUGUACUUGAGAGAGAGAGUGUUCUUUGAUUCUUUAUCGAGCAUUAAUUUUGUUUGUUUGUUUGUGUUUUGAGCGCGAAAUGGAAAGUGUAAACUAGCUGAAAUUAACUUGUUUGCAACAGAACAGAACGGACAUAUACAUACACACAUCCCUUUGAUAUACACAACUCCACAAAUGUAUACACAAUACAUAUUUACAAUGGAACGGUCGACCAUUUUUACGGUAUUUGUAUGUGUAUAGGGUAUAAGCACGCGGAAAGAUAAUGGGAGAAAUAAAACGAAAACACACGAUGCGAUGAGAAAUGUAACAAACAGUGUUCGAAUUGACAAAACGCUUACUUGUGAACUGCAGCAGCAGAAGGUUCGAUGCCACCUAAAAGUUCGCUUGGAAAACGUCCGUUUCUUGGUCGAUCAUCCAAUCAUCAAUUCUUGAAGUAAGCAUUUUUUGUAAGCGAAAAAAAGAGAGUGAGCAAGUACGUGUGCAGAAUAGCAAGCACAAAAUAGAAACGAAGAGGAUAAAUAGUAGGAGGUAGGAUGCAUGGCAAAAAGGAUCUAACAUUGCAGGAUAAAACAUCGACCCGUGUAAAAUGUAACAUCAAAGGAGCAGGGACCGAUAGGAAGAAACGCGACCGAGAAACCCGGCGGCUUUCUUUUGCUGCGUAUGGCGCGCCUCGAUAAGCAAAUGUUGUAAAAAGAAAUGAAUCAUAACGAAACGACAAUAGU
Messenger RNA from Anopheles moucheti, 5207 nucleotides. It is a transcript of the gene Past1, whose product is annotated as EH domain-containing protein 3. Lineage: Eukaryota; Metazoa; Arthropoda; Insecta; Diptera; Culicidae. Bases 401 to 2011 code for a protein of 536 amino acids. The transcript has 3 exons. Gene Ontology annotation, cellular component: plasma membrane; cytoplasm. Gene Ontology annotation, molecular function: GTP binding; calcium ion binding; protein binding. The record is from RefSeq and is a predicted model, not a curated record. Gene Ontology annotation, biological process: endosomal transport; endocytosis.